This is a messenger RNA of Fomitopsis serialis, 1347 nucleotides long. RefSeq lists its product as uncharacterized. The record is from RefSeq and is a predicted model, not a curated record. The coding region runs from base 1 to 1347 and encodes 448 amino acids. The transcript has 2 exons. NCBI's taxonomy places the organism in Eukaryota, Fungi, Basidiomycota, Agaricomycetes, Polyporales, Fomitopsidaceae.
AUGCAUCUCGCAGCACUGAACUUGACUGACCUCAUGCUUGGACUCUGGCGUGGCACCCUGGACUGCGAUAAGGACGAUGAUCGGCAGACUUGGGACUGGGCAGUACUUCAGGGCGAUCUAUGGACUACACAUGGCUCUCUUGUCGCGGAUAUGCGACCUUUCCUCCCCGGUUCGUUUGACCGGCCUCCACGCAACCCCGCAGAGAAAAUUUCAAGUGGAUAUAAAGCCCAGGAGUUCUUGACAUACGUCUUCGGUCUUGGGCCUGCUCUAUUGCUCGGGACACUUCCGGACGAGUACUGGGUUCAUUUCUGCAAGCUCGUCAGAGGGCUGCGGCUCAUCAACCAGCGCAGCAUCUCGGAGGACGAUCUCACGUUGGCUUCUCAGCUCUUCCGCGAGUUCAUCGAGGAGUUUGAGGCACUCUACUACCAGUAUGACAAACACCGCCUUCACUUCUGUCGUCAGAGCAUUCACCUUCUCCGACAUAUCUGCGAAGAAAUCAUCCGAUUAGGGCCGCUCAUCUGCUACACCCAGUGGACUAUGGAGCGGACAAUAGGCAAUCUUGUCGAAGAAAUCCGUCAGCCAUCUAAUCCGUAUGCCAAUCUCGCGGUUCGUGGGCUCCGCCGCUGUCAAAUCAAUGCAUUGAAAGCCCUCGAUCCCGUAAAUUUCGAUCUCGACAAGUCAAAGAAAGGGCCACCACAAGGUGCCGAAGAACUCGGCGACGGUUAUACACUCCUACGUGCGCGCGAUCGAAGCUUCCACGUAUUGACCCCUGCUGAAACCACCGUCAUUCGCUCAUUUGUCGCAACGGCUCGAGGCGAGAACAUGGAUCACUGGGACCCCCAUUAUAGGCGGUGGGCUCGUCUUCGCCUACCCAAUGGGCAAAUCGCGCGUUCUGCUUACAAGGAGACACUGAAGGCGCCCAAGGAUGUCCGACAGUCGCGCAAUGUCAAGAUAUGCGUAGGCGAUCAAACAAUACUCGCUGAAGUGCAGUAUUUCUUCAGGGUACAGGUCUUGCGAGACGACGAUGAGCCGAGAGCACUGGCUCUUGUGAAGAAGUACUCCAAUCCGAACCGCCACAUUCUGGAGCGAUCGUCAGGAGCUGUCUGGGCGUGCACAGCAGCAGAAGACGGAGACUGGACUGUUGUCGAGGCCAAGUCAAUCCGGUCGGUCGUCGCGAUGUGUCCGAUGCCCCCAGCUGCACUAGCUCAAGCCAACAUGGCAACUGGUGUAUUCUUGGUGGAGAAACUGGGGCUCGACGUAAUGUACAUGGAUGGCACAACAGACGGUACAGGGGAGGAUGACGAGGACGAAGGAGGAGACAGACACGAUGAACAAGAUGGACAGUAG